Closterium sp. NIES-65 is the source of this 1287-nucleotide messenger RNA. NCBI's taxonomy places the organism in Eukaryota, Viridiplantae, Streptophyta, Zygnematophyceae, Desmidiales, Closteriaceae. The record is from the annotation of a GenBank genome assembly.
AUGUACAGGUUGAGAGAGGUGGGAGAAGGUGAUGUGGGGGAUGGAGGGGGUGCAGCAGAGGCGAGUCUCCCACAUGGCGUGCCAAGCCCUGCCCUGCCAACAACACACGACGCCUCUUCCCAGCAGCAGCGAUACAUUGGGAUGCGGGAGUGGUGCAGAGAGGUGGCAGGGCGGGUGGUGGGUGUGCUGAUGAAGCAGGCGAGGGAGAAGAUUGACGGCACACGCAAGGUGUCAGGGCAGGGGCUGCAGCGGCUGCUGUGGGGAGGGAAGCACGGUGCAGUGUUCGUGGGGAUGCGAGAGACAAGAGAGGAAGCAUGGACAGGAGAGGCAGUUGAGACAUGUGGAGCUGGUGGCAGCACGCUGGGGACAUCAGGUGGAGGCGAGGAGGGGAGGGAUGGAGGAGGUUCUGUGAGGCAAUGCGUGGGCGGCAGGGCGGAAGGGAGCGGUGUGUGCAGGGAUGUGGAUGGGUGGGAGCAGCUGAGGCAACAUGUGCCCUCUGACCCUCACUUUGCAUGGAAGUCCUUCUCAUUCCGACCCACCUCUGGUCCUCCCGCAUUCACCUCCAUCAUUUCCCCUCCCUUCCCCCUCUUCCCUCCACACCCAGAAUCCCGCGGCUGUCUCCCCGCCUACCGCCUGCCACUGCUAUCGGGGCUGCUGCUCUCCGCGGGCGCUCUCUCUCACUCCCUCACCGCCGCCUCCCUGAGCGCCCUGCUCUCCCUCAAACAAGCACUGGGGGCACAGGGGGGCACGAGGGAGGCAGGAGAGGGGGGUGGGGGCAGGCAGUGGGAGGAGGUGCAGGGGCGGAUAGCAGAGGAUGUGGUGGUGCUGCUGAGGCGGCACCGCAAGCAGACCCGGGCAAUCGCUGCCCUGCUUCAGGCCGAGUUCUUCGGGUCACUAUCAGCUGACAGCCCAGCUUCAGACGAGGUCCGUGAAGCCCUGCACUGCACCUGCCCUCUCCAACGCCCACUAACCCUGUUGGCAUCCCUCAUCUUCCCCCAUUCACAUCAUCCUCACACUCUGGGCCAUUGGGCCAUCCCUCUGUGCAUGCCAACCGCCUCCAUCCUGACAUUCUGCAUAGCAUUGCCCUGCCCUCGCAGCCUAUUCCCGCCACCACCCCCCUGGCGGCUCUACCCGGGGCGCUGGUGGAGGGAUAGGAUGAGGAGCUGUGCCGCCCACAGCCCACGGCAUCGGUGCCCAAGAUGCUGGGAGCCGUCGACCUGCUCUGCCACCUCGCCGCCCCCCUCUGCUCCGCUCGCCGCCACGCCCUCUCCACGCUCCUCUGGCUGA